Molecule: messenger RNA, 4565 nt
Organism: Pomacea canaliculata
Lineage: Eukaryota; Metazoa; Mollusca; Gastropoda; Architaenioglossa; Ampullariidae
Product: alanine--tRNA ligase, cytoplasmic-like
Exons: 22
Coding region: 79-3096 (1005 amino acids)
Biological process (GO): tRNA modification; alanyl-tRNA aminoacylation
Cellular component (GO): cytoplasm; mitochondrion
Molecular function (GO): aminoacyl-tRNA deacylase activity; alanine-tRNA ligase activity; nucleic acid binding
Source: RefSeq, a predicted model, not a curated record
GAGUUGUCCCUCGCUCAAAACCAAAAUGUCCUCACCUUCAUCGUGUUAACGAGCAAGGAAGUCACACUAGAAAUUACAAUGCUCGCUCUUAGACAAUGUCAUCUUAAAACCUCAGCAGACCGUAUUAGGGUAAAAUGUAGCAAGCCAAAGUCUUCAUCGACUUGGUCUAGCUUUAACGUUCGUUCAACUUUCUUGAAAUUUUUUAAAAGUCAUGACCAUGUAUUUGUACCUUCGUCCUCGGUAAUUCCAAGUAAAGGAGAUGGCACAUAUUUCACAAAUGCUGGUAUGAACCAGUUUAAACCAAUCCUCCUAGGAAGUGUGGACCCACAAUCUGAAAUGGCAAACUAUAGGCGAGUUGUGAACAGUCAGAAGUGCAUUCGUGUUGGAGGCAAACACAAUGACUUUGAUGAUGUCGGCAAAGAUCUGACACAUCACACAUUUUUUGAGAUGCUUGGAAACUGGUCUUUUGGUGAUUACUUCAAAGAACAAGCUUGCCAGAUGGCAUUUACUCUGUUGACGACAGUUUAUCAGUUGCCUCAAGACCGUUUAUAUUUCACCUACUUUGGAGGGAACUCAGAACUGAAUUUAUCACCAGACACAGAGUGCAGAGAUAUUUGGAGAUCACUCGGAAUUGCCGAAGACCGAAUUCUUCCAUUUGGGAUGAAGGAGAACUUUUGGGAUAUGGGAGAUACAGGCCCUUGUGGACCAUGUACAGAAAUCCACUAUGACCACAAUGGAUCUAUACUUAGAGAUAAGCUGGUCAAUACAGGGUCACCAGAUAUUGUUGAAAUCUGGAACUUGGUGUUUAUGCAUUACAAGAGAUAUCCUGAUGGAUCACUUACAUCAUUGCCAAGUCAGCAUGUAGACACAGGCAUGGGUCUGGAACGCAUGGUGGCAGUAUUAAAUGGCUCUCAUUCAAACUAUAAUACUGAUCUCUUCAAGCCACUGUUUGAAGUUAUUCAAAAGGCAUCAGGAGUACCAGCAUAUUUAGGAAGGGUGGGUGCUGAGGAUACAAAUGGUCUGGAUACUGCUUACAGGAUACUGGCUGACCAUGCUCGAAUGUUCACCGUUGCCAUUUCUGACGGUCUUGUGCCUAGCAACAGUGGACUAUCGCAUAAACUUCAGCAGAUUCUGUAUCGAUGCAUCCGACAGUGUCAAACAAUUUUCAAUACAGACCCUCGCCUGCUUUGUAUUCUUGUAGAUCAUGUUGCCCAGUCCCUGGGAGAGGCGUUUCCAGAAAUUUGUGAGCGAAAAGAAAUGGUAAAAGCUGUAGUUGCUAUGGCAAUAGAAAAUUAUCUUCAACUGAAGCAAGAUUCAAGGAAGAGUUUCCAGAAAAUGCUGAAACAGUUGAACAGUAAACACGUAACAGGUGACAUGAUGUGGGAGUUGUAUGAAGGUCGAUAUGGCUGUAGUGUGCCACAUGCCCUGCUACUGGAAUUGGCAGAGGAGUUUGGAGUUAGUAUGGACCUUCCUGGCUUUGAACAACGUCUGCAGCAAGAGAAGGACAGCAAGAACAACACACCAAUCUCUGCAAAGAAAGUCUUCAGUCAUCAGUGUUUUGAAUAUCUGCAUCAAAGUGGAAUCGCUCUUACUGAUGAUUCAUUUAAAUACACCUAUUCAGCAUCUGAAACUGGUUAUGAUUUCCCUGCCAAAGGCUUGAGUUGUAAGGUGGUUGGUAUGUUCCACAAUGAUGACAUCAUACCUGCUACACAAGAGGGGAUGGAAGCUUGUAUCAUCCUAGACAAAACAUGCUUCUAUGCUGAGGCAGGUGGGCAAGCAGCUGAUACUGGGAUUUUGUUGACUGAUAGUGGUGAGUUUGAAGUCAAGGACGUGCAAGAGUAUCAUGACUAUGUCUUACACUUUGGGAAGCAACAGAGAGGUCACUUUGUUGUAGGAGAUAAUGUUCAGCCAAUCUUAAGCCAGGCUGAUCGCUUGGAGUGUAUGAAAAAACACACAGCCACUCACCUUCUGCAGUCUGCCCUGCGAAAACACUUAGGUCCUCUAGCAGUGCAGAAAGGGUCCAACAUUCAACCUCAUCGACUUACUUUUGAUUUUCUUUGCUUGGAAGAUUUAGCCUCUGAGAAAGUGAUGCAGAUUGAGAACUCUGUUGUAAAGGAGAUCAGAGCAGGUCACCCUGUCAGCAGAACAUCAAUGUCACUGCAAGAAGCCCUGUCCAGAGGUGACAUUGUGACCAUUCCAUGUGAGAAGUAUCCAUCAAAAGUUACUCUUGUCCAAAUUGGUGAUUGUGAGAUGGCAGUGUCAAGAGAGCUGUGUAGAGGAACGCAUGUGCUCAAUACAAGGGACAUUGAGGAUUUUUGUAUUACACGAGUGACUAAAGUGUCAAGAGGCAUCAAGCGUAUAUAUGCUGUUACAGGAAUGCAAGCCUCAGAGGCACAUCAUGCUGGGGAGCAACUGAUGAAACUUUGUGCAGAGCUGGAGGCAGCAGUUAAGACACGGUGUCAAAGUGUCAACAAAAUACAAGAAUUCACAGCCCGCAUUCAUCAAGCACAUCUAGCAGGGAAGCCAGUGACAAAACUUCGUGAAGAGCUGAUGGCAGCAAUUAAGACACAGUCCCAAGGUGCUGCAAGAAUGCAAGAGUUGUCUACCUGCAUCCACCAGAUGACUCAGAGGGAACUGACCCCAUAUGUGGCUCGUGAACAUGUUAUGUUUGUGGUUAAACCACUGGAUACAUAUGUAACUGAAGCAGCUAACUUCCAGAAGCUGAUUAAACUGCGAACAAUGGUGGAAGAUUUGCUUCUGACUGACAGAGAGUCAAAUUUUGUCCUCCAGAGCAUGAAGUUUGAAGGAAAACAGAUACUAAAAGCUCUUUCGAUGUUGGAAACUGAUCGACCUUUGGUGCUGAUAUCUCCUGACAAGACAGAAUCAGCUGUCACCUUUGUUUGGCCAAAGGACCACUUUCCUGUCAUUACUGAAGCUGAGCUGAAGUAUAUUUUAGGCAAUGAACAUUCAGUCCAAAUCAAAUCUUCUGUAAACAAAGCUGGUCACAGUGUUGUCUUAGCUAUUGUAAAAGGCAAAGAUUUGGGAGAAAGACUUGUAAAAAAGGUUAAAAACAUAAUGUCUUUCAAGACAAGAUAAUACGUCGUGCCUAGGUCCUUCUAGAAUGUACAUGUCUGCAGCUGUAAACAGUCAAUGGAAGGUGUGAUUGUGCUUCAAAUGAAAAGAGCAGGUGGAGUUUUCCUGCAGAAGACAAGGUGCAGGUUAUAACUACAGCCAAAUGAAGAUGAAGUAGCUAAAAGCAUAUAUUUAUAAUUUUUAGCGAUCUCUUUUCUGAAAGUUACAUGAGGGCAUUGAAUGAAAACAAGUUCAUGUAAAUCUCUUUCAUACAGGUUAGAUUGAACAAAAGUGAGAGGAAAAUAACUCUUCUGACUGUUCAUUUUAUUUCAAACAUGCUGAAUAUAACAUAGCGGGUAAUGGUUGAUAAGUGGGUUAUGAACAUUAUCUAAUACUUAAGAAAAACAAGCUGUGUUACAAACAUUUGUGUGGAGUAUGUUUUGGGAAGGAACACAGUUACGAUUGGAUUCUAUAUGCCUAUGUGUAAAGUUGUAAAAAUUAAUAAACUGUUGUUACAAAGAUAGGUCUGUUGCACAAUUUCUAAAUCUUUUAAGAAAAUCAUGCAUGUAAUUUCUUAAUUGUGAAAGUCUUGAGACCACUUGAUCUAAGUGCACAAUUUAUUUCUGAAAACAAGAUGAUUUUAUCAAAUGUUGUGAUAAGGUUUUAUAUCCCAAUUAGAACCUCCAAAAAUAAACAGAGAAUUUCAAACAUAAUUUAAAGUGAAUAUAGUUACUCAUUAUAACCAAAUAUGAUGGUCUAAAAUGGAAACAUUUUCCAACACAUAACAUCUCCAACAUGUGCAUAAAGUCUGGUUAAAUCUAAAGAUUAUCUCUAAUUUGCAUGUAUGCAUUCCCAUGCACCUACGAAUGUGAAUCCCUUUAAAUGGUGCUCCCAGAAAAUGUUGAACUUGGGCAUUCUUAAGUUGGUGUUUCUUGUGUUUACAGCUAUCAUACAAAAAUAAUAAAAGUAAUCUUCUUAAAUAUACAACAGGACUUUAGUACAAAUCAUUGUGUCAAUACAGUUUAAAAUGUGCAAUUAAAAAAUCUGUACACACUGAAAUGACCUGAAGGUAAGAUUGCAAAAUCAUAAAGUGAUAUUUUUAAAACUGGUCAAAUACUUAGUUUUGAUUUAGUACAUAGAAUGGGUAUUGAUGAGGGUAUGAGAAUUUUUAUAUAAAUUGCUAAAUGCCUAUUUUGAGUGACUUCAACACUGCUGCUUUACGUCUACUUCAAAUCUGACUAAAACAUAAUAUUCUGUAAUAUAUAUAUAUUCCUGCCACAAUAGUUUGUAUGUAUCCAGGAUGCAUAUAUCCACACAGCUAUCCUAUGUAACAUUACAUCAGAAAAUUACAAACUAGCCUUUCAUUACUUGCUAAAAAUGUAUCAGUCACUUUCCCCAACAGUAAGACUGGUCUGUGCUCGGAGCUAUAUUCUGUCUUAACCUAAAUCCUUCAGGUGGCUAGCAAGCGUAAUAAAGAGGUUCCAACAACCUAC